AUGUCAGCUCGUUCUCUAUCUGUGUUCCUGCGUAUGUUUAUUAAUAAUGGAUCUUCAUUAUUAACUUCUAGAAGCGUUGCUGAAAUGCAAACAAUAGUGGGUGGAGAUCUCCUCCCUUAUUAUAUUGAUGACUUCAAUAGUAAUUCUACGGGAAUACGUCAAUCACUUAAGUUUGGACUUGGUUGGCAUUGGCAAACAUUGAAUAAUGGUCAUCGAUAUGUUGGACAUGGUGGUGGCUUGCCAGGCAUGACACAUUUGAUGCUCGUUGAUAAGACAAAAAGUAUUGGUGUAAUUCUUCUCUCGAAUGGAGAUACAUUUCUGUCAAUUGAUUUAUCGAAGAAACUCUGUCAAACAAUUUUAGAUAUUCAUAUCAGACUCUUCCAAUGUUUUGAAAAUACUAUUGUCAAUGAAUAG
Rotaria sp. Silwood2 is the source of this 414-nucleotide messenger RNA. The record is from the annotation of a GenBank genome assembly. Lineage: Eukaryota; Metazoa; Rotifera; Eurotatoria; Philodinida; Philodinidae.